GUAUUUUAGCUUUACAAAGUUAGCCGAUGUUUAGUAUUAUAUUUAUAUUGGCUUUGGAGAGUCUUUUUAUUGGAAAGCAUAUGAACAGCUUGUCCUGGCCACUUCAGUGCUCUCCGGACCUCUUUAUGAACUAACUCCCUGUUAACAGUAGAGGCUAGAUGUUAGCACCAACAGUCGGCAGCAGGAAAAGGUGAACAGGAUGAGGCUGAAAGAUGGUUACCAUAUGGCACAGCAAACAUCAGCAGGACGGCGCUAUGUGCAAACUUUCAUUAGUGGAUUCUUUGUUGCUGUUCCCGUCACAGUUACUAUCCUAGAUAAACUGGCAUAUGUGGCUCGAGUGGAAGGAGCGUCCAUGCAGCCAUUCCUUAACCCAGAUGUGGGAGCCCAGUCUGAUGUUGUCUUGCUGAAUCGUUGGAGUGUAAGAAACUACCAAGUUCAAAGAGGGGACAUUGUCUCUGUUGUUUCCCCUAGAAAUCCCAAGCAGAAGAUCAUCAAGCGUGUCAUUGGCCUAGAAGGAGACUUCAUCAGGACUCUAAGCUACAAGAACCGAUAUGUACGGGUCCCUGACGGUCAUUUGUGGAUAGAGGGGGAUCAUCGUGGACACAGUCUGGACAGCAACUGCUUUGGACCGGUGUCACUGGGGCUCCUGCAUGGCAGGGCCUCCCACAUCAUUUGGCCACCAAAUCGUUGGCAACGCAUUAAACCAUCUCUACCGCCAAAUAGAGAACCACUGGAUGCUGAAGAAGAUGCUGAAUAAAAAAAAUAUCAAGUAGUUUUUGUACAAAUUCUUUUAAGCAAAUGUUGUACCAAUGUCUAUUUCCUCAGUAUGUAACCAUUUGAAUUUGAAUAAUCAAGUGCUUUGAUUGGG
Xiphophorus maculatus (southern platyfish) is the source of this 868-nucleotide messenger RNA. RefSeq names its product inner mitochondrial membrane peptidase subunit 2 (gene immp2l). Gene Ontology annotation, molecular function: serine-type endopeptidase activity. Gene Ontology annotation, biological process: mitochondrial respiratory chain complex assembly. Gene Ontology annotation, cellular component: membrane; mitochondrial inner membrane peptidase complex. The record is from RefSeq and is a predicted model, not a curated record. NCBI's taxonomy places the organism in Eukaryota, Metazoa, Chordata, Actinopteri, Cyprinodontiformes, Poeciliidae. The transcript has 6 exons. Bases 200 to 757 code for a protein of 185 amino acids.